AUGCAGCGUAAAACACUGGUAAACAUGUUCAUGCUCGUUUAUCUUACCACCGUCAAGGUCGAAUGCAUGAAGUUGGUGCUCUACAGCACCCGUGGUGUCACCCGCGAAUUCAAUAUUGAUGCGGCAGUGCAGCGGUGCUACAACAUCUACGACUGCUUCAAAGGACCGAGCGUGUCGGCAACAUGGAACGGCGCAAAAAGCCACACGAAUGUGGUCUUUUACAGCAACGCGAAUUGCCAGGAAGACAAGGCUGUUGGAAAGGGGACUCCGGAAGGUGCUCUUUACUUCUCCGAUGCCAAAUUUACCCAAACUGUGGCUGCGUUCAUGAUUUGGGAGAGCGGCCAGUAUGCUACUGGUGGCAUUGAAGACGCAUGCUAUCUGGACGAGCAUUCUGCGAUGAACGCUACCAUCAUUUUAUAG
Phytophthora infestans T30-4 is the source of this 420-nucleotide messenger RNA. RefSeq lists its product as uncharacterized. The coding region runs from base 1 to 420 and encodes 139 amino acids. The record is from RefSeq and is a predicted model, not a curated record. The transcript has a single exon. Lineage: Eukaryota; Oomycota; Peronosporomycetes; Peronosporales; Peronosporaceae.